Messenger RNA from Brienomyrus brachyistius, 4184 nucleotides. It is a transcript of the gene pde5ab, whose product is annotated as phosphodiesterase 5A, cGMP-specific, b. The record is from RefSeq and is a predicted model, not a curated record. Gene Ontology annotation, molecular function: 3',5'-cyclic-GMP phosphodiesterase activity; protein binding. Gene Ontology annotation, biological process: signal transduction. The transcript is spliced from 21 exons. Bases 473 to 3043 code for a protein of 856 amino acids. Lineage: Eukaryota; Metazoa; Chordata; Actinopteri; Osteoglossiformes; Mormyridae.
UCCCGUUUAUUAAGCGGCGACCUGGUGAUUUAAUCGGCCUCUUAGUUUCCUCAUUUUUCCGGUGCCUCUGGUUUGAGGAAAUAAAUAAUAACUUUCAGAUUUUAAGCUCUUUUGCCUUCCAGCGUUGUAAGCGGACUGAGAGCCUUGGCUGGAUCCCCGGGGACCGCAAACAGGCGUUAACUUCGUGUUAUUGAGUGUUUCAUGUAGGAAAGGCUCAUUCCGGUCUGCGUUUCGCCGCCGCUCGCCCUUCGGCCCCGGUCGCUGCUUGUCGAUCAGCCCCCGGGAGUCGCGCCGCUCCGCGUCCGUGUUUUCCCUCUCGCAGUCGCCUGUCAGAAGUGAGAGGAGGGGUGCCGAUGCAGUCCGGUGCCAUCUGAAGGCGUCGCCGAGCUCGCUCCGCCGCCCCGACCGCAGCAGGUCCGUGUGUCCCGGUACGGGCAGCUGAUCAUUAAUCAGGCGGGGAUCCGGCGCCGGUAUGGAGAGCCGAGUCCCCCCUGAAAGCGAGCGGAUAGAGGCAUGGCUGGACGACCACCCGGACUUCGCUCAUUCCUACUUUUUGAGGAAAGCCACCAGGGAGAUGGUUAACGCUUGGUUUGCUGACAGAAUCCACUCCAUCCAGUCUGCCCGUGAAGGAUCUAGAACCCAGGCAGAGCAGUGUGUGACCCCACCCCCUACCAGCGGCCCCUCCCCUAGCCCCGCCCCAGGCACGCCCACCCGGAAGAUCUCGGCAUCGGAGUUCGACAGGCCGCUGCGGCCCAUCGUGGUGAAGGACGCGGAGGGAUCCCUGACUUUCGUCAGUGACACGGAGCGCGUGCAGAUGCCGCUGAGGACCCAGCGCGUGGAACCCAGUGCCGGGGGGGCCCCAGGAGGCGGGGGCGAUCGCUGUGGCCAGCUGCUGGAGCUGGUCCGCGAGGUCUCUAGCCACCUGGACAUCACCACGCUCUGCCACAAGAUCUUCCUGCACAUCAACGGCCUCAUCGCCGCUGACCGCUACUCGCUCUUCCUGGUGUGCGAGGACAGCUCCAACGAGAAGUUCCUGUUGAGUCGGCUCUUCGACGUGGCCGAGGGCUGCACGCUGGAGGAGGCCUCCAACAACGGCAUCCGCCUGGACUGGAACAAGGGCAUCGUGGGACACGUGGCAGCCACGGGGCAGCCGCUGAACAUCAGGAACGCUUAUGAGGAUCCCAGGUUCAACGCCGAAGUCGACCAAAUCACAGGGUACAAGACGCACAGCAUCCUGUGCAUGCCCAUCAAGAAUCACAGAGAGGAGGUUGUGGGCGUGGCCCAAGCCAUCAACAAGAAGUGUGGGGAGGAUGGCACCUUCACGGAUCAGGAUGAGAAGGACUUCUCCGCGUACCUGGCCUUCUGCGGGAUCGUGCUCCACAACGCUCAGCUCUAUGAGACGUCGCAGCUGGAGAACCGACGCAAUCAGGUACUGCUGGAGUUGGCCAGCCUCAUCUUUGAGGAGCAGCAGUCGCUGGAGGUCCUCCUCAGGAAGAUAGCCGCCACCAUCCUGUCCUUCAUGCAGACACAGUGCUGCACGGUGUUCAUCGCCGGCGACAACACCUUGAACUCCUUCUCCAGCGUCUUUCACAUGGAGUACGAGGAGCUGUGCGAGGCCGCCGACGCCCCCAAGAGAGACCAUGAUGUCAGCAAGAUCAACUACAUGUACGCCCAGUACGUGAGGAACACCAUGGAGCCGCUGAACAUCAGCGAUGCCACCAAAGACAGGCGCUUCCCCUGGACGAGUGAGAGUGCGGAACAUUCCGGCGUGCCCUUCAAGAGCCUGCUCUGUACUCCCAUCAAAGACGGAAAGAAGGACAAAGUGAUAGGUGUCUGUCAGCUGGUGAACAAGAUGGACGACGCAUCGGGAAAGGUGAGAGCCUUCAACAGGAAUGACGAGCAGUUCCUGGAGGCUUUCGCCGUCUUCUGCGGCCUGGGCAUCCAGAACACCCAGAUGUACGAGACCGUGGAGCGUGCCAUGGUCAAACAGGAAGUCACUCUGGAGGUCCUCUCCUACCACGCCUCCGCAGCGGAGGAAGAGACUCGGGCCCUCCAGGUAACCGCGGCCUCCUCCAUCCCUUCGGCCCAGUCUCUGCAACUCCUGGACUUCAGCUUCAGUGAUUUCGACCUAUCGGACGUCGAGACCACACAGGCCACCGUGCGCAUGUUCGUGGACCUCAGCCUGGUGCAAAACUUCCAGAUGAAAUACAAGAGCCUCUGCCAGUGGGUCCUCAGUGUGAAGAAGAACUACAGGAAGAAUGUGGCCUAUCACAACUGGAGGCACGCCUUCAACACCUCACAGUGCAUGUUCGCCAUGCUGAAAUCUGGCCGCAUGCAGGGCAAGCUGAGCGACCUCGAGAUCCUGGCACUGAUGAUCGCCACCCUAAGCCAUGACCUUGACCACAGAGGGGUCAACAACUCUUACAUCCAGAGGAGUGAACAUCCACUGGCUCAGCUCUACUGCCACUCCACCAUGGAGCACCACCACUUUGACCAGUGCCUCAUGAUACUCAACAGCCCGGGGAACCAGAUCCUGAGCAGCCUUACUCUAGAUGAGUACAAAACCACCUUGAAAAUGAUCGAGAGGGCUAUUCUGGCCACUGACCUGGCGCUCUAUAUGGAAAAGCGAGGCGAAUUCUUUGACCUCACCAAAAACAGCCAGUUCUUGUGGGAUGAUGAGUACCACAGAGAUCUGCUGAGGUCAAUGCUGAUGACAGCUUGUGACAUCUCCGCCAUCACCAAGCCCUGGCCUGUGCAGAAGAAGAUCGCCGAGCUCGUCGCCACUGAAUUCUUCGAGCAGGGAGACAAAGAGAGGCGAGAGCUCAACAUCGAGCCCAUCGACCUGAUGAACCGAGAGAAGCAGGACCAGAUCCCAGCCAUGCAGGUGUCCUUCAUCGAUGCCAUCUGCACGCAGCUGUAUGAGACCCUGGCAGGAAUGUCCGACUACUGCUCGCCGCUGCUCGAGGGCUGCAGGAAGAACCGGCAGAAUUGGAAGAUUCUCGCCGAGCAUGGGGACGAGAUGAUGGUCAACGGAGAAUCGUAACACCGUCCACCAUCCCUUGCUGGCUGGGCGGCUCCUCAAUCUCUAUAUUUAUUACUUCAACCUGGUUUAUUUUUGCACGCAGGAAAUGCUUGUAUCAGAAAAGAAAUCCCUCUCUCUUUAUAUGUGUAUAUAUAUAUAUUAUAUAUAUAUCCCUCACAGUAAUGCUGCAGACACUGAAAUGCAGGAAGUCAGUGUGACUCCUACCUUCGCUACUGAAGAGACAGUUUAAACACAACACAGAUAUUCAUGAGCUCAGCCAGACCUCCACUCUGAGGGUAUAGGAAGUACACUUUUUAAUAUUUCUACACCUUCUAAGCAUCACAUCUAUAUAUUUAUUUGUUCUAGCAUAUUUAUUAAUUUUAUAAGUUUAAUGUUCAAAAUAUAUAUAAAAAAAACUUUUAAAGGUUAACACUGAUUUUUUCCCCACAUACAUUUAUACAUGUAAAUAUGUCGCCUUACGUAAAACAUGCAGUCAGUACUGUACAUCAAAUACAAAGGCUACCUGUGGCCUCUGUGAUGUCUUUACUAACACACAAUAGGUGAAUGAGGGCGUAGAAAAAGUAUGAACCAUCGCAACAUUGUUGCCGCUAUAAUCUGUGACAUUUUCACUGGUAGUUUUUUUAGCAUAUUGCUGAAAGGGUCUGAUUGAAAUGCUUCAUUCGUGUGCAUUUAUCACGAGAUGAGCCGCACGCAACCAGCUGACAGCUGCCUGAUUAGGCCCUGUGCAUCUGACGGGUUUGUAAAGGUUAUUCUUUGAGCGCGAGGCAGUCGGCCCAGUAAGGCCACUUUAGCACCACUGACAGGUACGUUUGAUGCACAAAAAACGGAGAAAGCAAUUGUUCACGUCUAAGCAUCACUUUUUUAUAGAUCUGUGUAGUAUGUAGAUCCUGUAAUUGCUGUGAUUGUAUUUUAAUGAAGAGAUAUCCUUCUUUUUGCGUCAGAUAGAGUGUUGUGUCCCUGUGUGCAGCUUCUGCAGAAAGGCUGAAGCCAGGUCUAAGCUUUCAGAAGAGACUUGAAUGUUCGUAGGAGCCCCAAACAUGGGAGAGCUGAGAUAGUGUGGAACAUGGUGUGCGGUAAGGUGAGGGCGUAGGCUCACGGGACUCUAUGUCCCUGGGCAGGUAAAACUGUAUUGUGCAAGAAA